Messenger RNA from Vicia villosa (hairy vetch), 1812 nucleotides. RefSeq names its product protein IQ-DOMAIN 2-like. The transcript has 6 exons. The record is from RefSeq and is a predicted model, not a curated record. Gene Ontology annotation, molecular function: protein binding. Bases 185 to 1588 code for a protein of 467 amino acids. NCBI's taxonomy places the organism in Eukaryota, Viridiplantae, Streptophyta, Magnoliopsida, Fabales, Fabaceae.
AUAUCACAAUAUUAGCAGAAACAGCUGCUCUUAUUAUUCAAACAAAAACAAACUCUCUUCUCUUUCUCAUUUGGCAAGAUCUGAAUUUUUCCCCUAUAGAAAGGCGCUGUUUGGUUCAUUCAAUUCAACUCUUUUCCUUCAGAUCUUUCACUUCAGGAACAAAUUAAGGAAUGCCAAGAAGAGAAUGGGGAAAAAGGGAAAUUGGUUUUCUACUGUGAAGAAAGCUCUCAGCCCUGACUCAAAGAAAUCGAGUAAAUCAAAGAAGAAAUGGUUCGGGAAGCAAAAAUUGCAGACUUCAGACCCUUCCGUAGAAGAUACGACACCGCCUCUUCCUCCACCAGAAGAUGUUAGAUUAACUCAUAAUGAAAACCAAAACAAUCACCAUCAUGUUGCUGAAAUUACAACUGCUGUGGUUACUGAGGAACCCGGUCCUUCUGUUCCGGCACCAGUUGUUAGGACUCAAGCUUCUGUAGUUGCUCGUUUUGCUGGUAAACCAAAGGAUGAAGUGGCGGCAAUCAAGAUUCAAACAGCUUUUCGUGGAUACUUGGCACGAAGAGCGUUGCGGGCUUUAAGAGGGUUGGUCAGAUUGAAAACACUGAUGGAAGGGCCAAUUGUAAAACGCCAAGCUAUGAGUACCCUCCGUUCAAUGCAGACGUUAGCUCGUCUGCAAUCUCAAAUUCGUUCCAGGAGGGUCAGAAUGUUAGAGGAGAAUCAGGCUUUGCAGAGACAGCUCUUACAGAAGCAUGCAAGAGAGCUCGAGACCAUGCGGAUUGGAGAGGAAUGGGAUGAUAGCCUACAAUCAAAAGAACAAAUUGAAGCCAAGUUAAUGAGCAAGUACGAGGCUACUAUGAGAAGGGAAAGAGCAAUGGCUUAUGCAUUCACUCAUCAGCAAAACGGGAAGAACUCAUCUCGACCUAUGAAUCCAAUGUUUGUGGAUCCAACCAAUCCUACGUGGGGCUGGAGCUGGCUUGAACGAUGGAUGGCUGCUCGACCUUGGGAGAGCCGUGGCCUUAUGGAUAAAGAACUGAAUGACCAUUCAUCUGUUAAAAGUUCGAGCCGUGGCAUUACAGGUGGAGAAAUCAGCAAAUCAUUUGCCCGUUUCCAGCUGAAUUCCGAAAUACAUUCUCCAGCAGCCAGCCAACACCCAGGCUCGCCUAGCUUUCAAUCAAAUUCAACAACUCCUAAGCCAGCUUCUGCAUCAGUUGCAAGGAAACUGAAGAAGGCAAGUCCAAAGGGAAGCUGGGUUAUGGAAGAAGACUCCAAAAGCAUGGCCAGUGUACAGUCAGAUCGAUUUCGUAGGCACUCAAUUGCUGGGUCGUCAGUUAGGGAUGACGAGAGUCUUGCUAGCUCUCCAUCAGUUCCAAGUUAUAUGAUACCAACUCAAUCUGCGAAAGCUAGGUCUAGGACACAAAGUCAGAGUCCAUUAGCUAAAGAAAACGGCAAACAAGAGAAAGGGUCCUUCGGGACUGCAAAGAAGCGUCUUUCUUUCCCGGCUUCGCCCGCCAGGCCAAGGCGCCAUUCAGGUCCGCCGAAGGUAGAAACCGCCAUAAAUGCAGAGGUCACUGUGGACAAUGGUGUGGUCAGUUGAUUACAUAACAAUCAGAGUGAAAGGAUUGAAAUCAUUAAAGGUAGGAUUGAAGAUAUCAGUGAAGAAAAUAAAAACAAAAGUUCAUUUACAUUGAGUGUUCUUUAAAUUUAUUUAUUUGUCCUAUUUUUAUGUGUAUCCUAACAUUUCAUGUAGGCUUUUGAUUUGGGGUGAAAAUUGUUUUACUUACCAUAUAUUCAUCUAUUUGUAUUUUUGUUUACAUUCUC